AUGCCUGCGUCAGCUGCUAGGGGUGCGGUGAGUCGCCUCUCGUCGCUCUGUACACCUUCCUCUUCCACAGCCGUCAGCGCCAUCGCACCGCGCCGUUCCAUCACAUCGGCAGCCACAAGCACUUCAACUAUCCCCGCUUCGGCUCGCUCUCUCGUCAGUUGGUCUCGUGCUUCCAACAACGCUCCUCACUCUUGCAGCUCGUGCGGCUCUCAGCUGUCGUCUUUCUCCACUUCGAAACGGUCGUUUUCAUCCUCGGUUGUCCGCUCUGCAUCCACCAAAGACCCGUAUUCGGUUCUCGGGGUCAAGAAAGACGCUGAUGCCAAGGACAUCAAACGUGCCUACUACGGUCUUGCCAAGAAAUAUCAUCCAGACACCAACAAGGACAAGGGCUCAAAAGAGCGUUUUGUCGAAAUCCAAAACGCCUACGACCUGCUCAGUGAUGAUAAAAAAAGAGCUGCUUACGAUCAAUACGGAACGACAGAUGGUCAGCCCGGUUUCGACCCUUUCGGCGGUGGAGGUUCGUCUCCGUUCGGCGCCGGCGGUUUUGGUGGAUUCCAAGACUUUGGCGGCUUCUCUAACGCAGGAAAUGCUGGCUCCAUCUUUGAGAGUCUCUUUGGCGCCUUUGGUGGUGGAGGUCGACCCGGGGCUCAGCGUGGGCCCGGCUUCGGCGGUGCAGGGUUUGCGGGCGAAGCACGAGGAGAAGAUCUCGAGACCACCAUCAACCUCACCUUUGAAGAAGCCUGCAAGGGCACCAAGCGCAAGGUCGUCAUCAACCCCAUCGAACCAUGCGGCACCUGUACCGGCUCCGGUCUCAAACCUGGCGCCAAGAAGAGCACCUGUGCUACCUGCAACGGCACAGGCACGCGCACGUUUGUCAUCCAGAGCGGCUUCCAGAUGGCUACCACUUGUCCAUCUUGCGGAGGUGCAGGCUCAACAGUUGCACCAGGCGACAAUUGCAACACUUGUGACGGCAUCGGCAGAGUACGUGGACGCAAGGAAGUUCAAAUCGAUCUUCCAGCAGGUGUCGAUGAUGGCUUCCGCAUCCGUAAGGAUGGCUUCGGUGAUGUUCCACUCUCUGGCACUGGCACACCCGGCUCUCUGUAUGUUCGCAUAAAUGUGGCACCUAGCCGCAUCUGGAGGCGUCAAGGCUCCACGCUCUUCUACCCCGCCACGAUCCCAUUCCACACGGCUAUUCUCGGCGGCAAGGUGCGCGUGCCUACGCUCGACGGACCCGUCGAGGUGCGUGUACCAGCAGGCACGCAAGUGGGUGAGGAGAUGAUCCUACCCGGCCGUGGUGUGCCGUCGCCAACACGACGUGGUCAAAAAGGGGACUUGAUGGUGCAGUUCGAGGUCAGCAUGCCACGCUCGCUCACUAAGCGACAGCGAGAGAUUUUGCAACAGUAUGCCGAUGAGGUAGAGGGUCGUUCGCCGGCGACAUCAUCACCACCACCACCACCAGCGUCAGAUGAUAGCCCUUCAUCAAGCAAGCCUUCAAAGGCUUCUUCAGGUACUUCUUCCACCUCUACAAAGGACAACUCCCAGUCGAGGCCGUCGACAUCCUCCUCUGCUGCCUCGUCGUCUAGCGCCAAGACCUCUUCGGCUCCCUCUGACAAUGCGCAGGCAGCGUCGACGAAAGCAUCGACGAAAAAAACUUCUGCAGGUAGGUUUUCGAUCCACCCUUCCUCUCGCUCUGACGACACAAGCAAUCUCGAUGGAAUCUCUGGGGCAACGACAAACUCUAGUGCCAGGAGAGCGACUCCAGACCCGGCCAGGCCCGCCUCUAGCCAUCCGCAAGCAUCCACCCCCUCUGCCGCUGAAUCCUCUACACAGGAGCAUCAGAAAGGGUUUCUGGGUCGGGCGUGGGACUGGAUGACAAGUCGCAAGUGA
Molecule: messenger RNA, 1887 nt
Organism: Mycosarcoma maydis (corn smut)
Lineage: Eukaryota; Fungi; Basidiomycota; Ustilaginomycetes; Ustilaginales
Exons: 1
Coding region: 1-1887 (628 amino acids)
Biological process (GO): protein refolding; response to heat
Cellular component (GO): cytoplasm
Molecular function (GO): heat shock protein binding; ATP binding
Source: RefSeq, a predicted model, not a curated record